Molecule: messenger RNA, 506 nt
Organism: Acaulospora morrowiae
Lineage: Eukaryota; Fungi; Glomeromycota; Glomeromycetes; Diversisporales; Acaulosporaceae
Source: the annotation of a GenBank genome assembly
AAAAUUAUUGGUAGAAUGUAUACUGUUUAUCCAUCAGAUAUGGAACGAUUUUGUCUUCGAUUAUUACUUUUGCAUACACCUGGAGCUAAAAGUUUCGAAGAUCUUAGAACUGUCAACAAUUAUAUAUAUGCUUCUUUUCGUGAAGCAGCUCUAAUAAGAGAACUAUUAGAUAAUGAUGAUGAAUGGAGCAAAUGUUUGGACGAAGCAGUUCAAUGGAAAAUGCCAAGUGAAUUAAGACAACUGUUUACAACAAUAUUAGUAUGGGGUAAUAUCAAUAAUCCUUCAUUGCUUUGGAAUCGAUAUAAGGAACAUCUUUAUGAAGAUUUAGUUUGUAGUUAUAGUACAGAAGUUGCUUUGAUUCUUACUUAUCAAGAUAUUAAUAAAAAGUUGGCACAAUUUCAAAAAUCAUUGGAAAAGGAUUUUAGUAUAUUUCUUACAACUACCGGUGAAUUAAAUUAUAUGGAACAAAUUGAUAAAGACCAUGAAAAUAAUAUCAGCGAAAAAAU